AUGACCACCAUUCCACUCCGCACGAGAGCAUCAACGCUGCGUCUCCGCCUCCAACCCCCACGCCUAAGCUCGGUCACCCCCCGGAGUCUAUCCACCCUAACAGCGGGAUAUCUCCAACAAAGAGGGCCCCAGACUAAAUCCACUCUGGUACCUCACAUUUACAAGACACCACGACAAUUCGCCUUCCAAAACAAAACCAUCCACCCCCGCCAAUACAGCACGGCCCCCAAACCAACAGCAGACGCCCUCAUCGAAGAACUCCAAGACCUGUACGAAAUAGCCAAAGACGAAUUUGAAAUCGCAACCGAAAGCACAGACGGCGGUACAAUAUACGCAGCUUCAGACCGCGAGUCAGCCCGUGAUGCCCUCAACGACUUCUGCGCUACCUAUUUCCUGUAUACGUCCCGCCCGGACGAGGAGGAUACAGGUGUCGUUCUGCGUUCUGGGGAGGCAAUGAGUGGGACAAGGCUCAGGAACGCGGAGGUUGUUACGCUUAGUGAAGGAGAGGAGCAAGGGCCUGUUGUUGACACGACUUUUGAUCCUGCGAAUGUAGAAGUUACUGUUAGGGAAGAGGUGAGGCGGAGGAUUGGACAGCGGGUUCGGGAGUUGAGAAGUGCUGUUGAGCUUUUGGAGGAGAGGGCCCACGCGGAGUAA
Penicillium longicatenatum is the source of this 654-nucleotide messenger RNA. RefSeq lists its product as uncharacterized. Lineage: Eukaryota; Fungi; Ascomycota; Eurotiomycetes; Eurotiales; Aspergillaceae. The transcript has a single exon. The record is from RefSeq and is a predicted model, not a curated record. Bases 1 to 654 code for a protein of 217 amino acids.